UGAGAGACGUGAGUACGGCGGCAAGCGGAGGAGCAUCUUUACUGAUGUUUCUAUAUAUCUUCAUAAGGUUAACCUUAAUUAAUUUAGAAUGGAUAAAAAUUCUGAUUCAGAUUCUAAAUCACAUGAUCAUGCCUAUAAGAAUAUGAAUCAAAACUCAAAUAAUAUUGAGAGUUGUAAUGUGAUUUCAAAACCACUUCUCCCUGAAGAUUUGAAUUUUGAUAUCCUUACUUUUGUGCCUCUUAUUUGCUUGAUUAACUCUGCAAGGCAUGUUUGCAAAACUUGGGCUGCUACUAUUACCAGCUUUGGUUUUUCUGAAGCCCAUAAACGCCGUGCACGUUAUAAACAUGGUCUUUACGUCGAAAGUUUCAUGACAGGAGUUAGUUCUUAUUUCUUGGAAUUCAAUGAUGAUGUGAUCAAUGGAGAAUUUGAAAGGACUUAUUUGGGAAUACCUCAAGGAAUGGGAAAGAUAAUCAGUAGUUGCGAGGGCUUAUUGCUGCUUUUGAAUACUUCUGGACAAGUUUUCCUUGUGAACCCCAUUCUUAAAUGCUGGCUUAGAAUUCCUCCUUUUCCUAGUUCGAGGAAACAUGGGGUGUUUAGGCCUCAAUGUACUAUAGUACGUGUUCCACGCACUUCUGAAUUCAAGCUGUUUCUUUUGGAUAUCGUUACUAUUUUGAGUGAGGUUUGGUAUGUUUUCUAUGUGCUAAGAAUUGGAAUAGAUAACUCAUGGAAAGUGAUAGCAAAAAGAGAACUUUUGGCGCCUCACGGGCUUCUUUUUUCGGAACUAAUUCAUAAUGGAGGUGAUGGUCUUUACUGGAAAUCAAAUGAUGAAAUAACAUAUAUAUUGAGAGAGAUAGAUGUUGACAAGGAAAUUAUUAUUACACGUGAAUAUCCAGUUCUCUGGCGUUCAAACAUUUUAUGGAUGGGAAAGUACCUUUCUUGUAUUACCAGCUGCGAAGAUCUUUCUAGACCAUUUCAAGUCUUUAUUUUGGAUUCUGAUUCAAGGGAAUGGUCUUGUUAUCAUGAGAUGGGACCAUUUGAUUAUGUGGCUGCAUGUGGUCACGAGCUUGAUGUUCGAUAUAAGUAUGCGUGCUUUCGUUUGUGGAUCAAUGAUUUAAUUAUCUUUGAUAUAGACAGACAGCAAAACCGAAGAGGAGCUAAUACUCAGAGCCCGAAAAACAUAUAUUUUGGUUACAAUAUCAAAACUAGAAAAUUGACAAAGAUUGAGGGCAUUGACAUGGGCAGUUUUGAGGUAUGGCUUCACACUAACAGUCUAGCUUCAUUACCAAGUAUGGCUACUGAUGUUUAAUGGGGGGUUGUUUCAGUUUAUUUGUCAGAUUUUGGAAACACUUGAUUCAUGGUUUCUUAGUUUUUCUUUUUGUUUUGAAAAGGGUGUGUUUGCUUAAUUAGUCAUAUUUUUAUCGCCAAAUGACAAGUUACUUGGCCUCGAGACAUAUCUUGUGUUCUAUGUUGCUUUUCUUAUCCUCAAAACAUAAAGUUAAAAAUGUGCCAGA
This is a messenger RNA of Vicia villosa (hairy vetch), 1511 nucleotides long. RefSeq lists its product as uncharacterized. The transcript is spliced from 2 exons. The record is from RefSeq and is a predicted model, not a curated record. Gene Ontology annotation, biological process: SCF-dependent proteasomal ubiquitin-dependent protein catabolic process. Gene Ontology annotation, molecular function: protein binding; ubiquitin-protein transferase activity. The coding region runs from base 89 to 1306 and encodes 405 amino acids. Lineage: Eukaryota; Viridiplantae; Streptophyta; Magnoliopsida; Fabales; Fabaceae.